AUGCGGUGGUUUCUCUUCUGUCUCUUUGUGGCAUUGGCUGCAUGCGAGAGCCCAAAUUAUGAGCCCACCUUGAACUCCCAAAAGACAUAUGAAUAUAAAUAUGAAGGAGUGGUGAAUAUUGGCCAUGAUACAGCAAACCUGGCUGAGUCUGGAGUAAAACUACAAUGCAAUUUUAAAAUCACUGGAGUAUCAGUGCAAACGUUUCUGUUUCAGAUCUCCAAUGUCAAAUUUGAAGAGUUUAAUGGGGUCCCAGGAGAAGACUCCUUCAAAGAGUCACCUAAUCUCACGAAACUUUUGGCAGCUGUGCUCACCAAACCUUUCACUUUUGAAUACACAAAAGGACAAGUAAUCGUCAUUAAAACAGCACCUGACGUCUCCAACACUGCCGUGAAUAUAGUGCGAGGUAUUCUAAAGUUCCUGCACGUUACUGUUAAAACCACCCAGCGGAUUUACGAGCUUGAUGAGGUGGGAAUUCACGGUAUCUGCCACAGUGCUUAUGUUAUUGAAGAGAAUGAAGCAGAUAAAGAAUUACAUGUGAUCCAAAAUGUUGACAUUAAAAACUGCCAUCAAAAAGCAGAAGUAUAUCAAGGAAUGGCUCUGUCUCAAGAAAGCAAAUUCAGCAGAGAGAGAGGUGAAAAUGUGAUUACUACCGUGAAAUAUGCAUGUACAAUCAAGUCCACGGGAGAUGGUGGUCUGAUUACAAAGGCCUCAGCGCAUGAAAGGCACUAUUUCUCUCCUUUAAAUGUAAAGGGUAGCAAUUCAAAAGUGAAAGCCAUCUGGAACAUUGAGUUACUAAGACAGGCCGACAUUGUUGGCAAACCCAUAACAGGUCAGGUAAAAAGCAGAGGAAAUCUGAUGUACCAGGCAGAGAAAGAUCUUGGGCCAAUGCCAAUUUUGAUGACCAGUCUAAAUAGCCCAGCUCUUAAAGUUGCAGACCUGUUAAAACGUUUGGCUCAGGCUCACAUCUACCAAGUGAAUUCUACAGCAAGCGCUGAUGUUCUUGAGCUCAUUCAAUUGCUUCGUGUAACUAGUUAUGAAGAUCUGGAGCUCUUAUGGAAGCAGCUAUCAGGACAUGAUGAGCAUAGGAGGUGGUUCCUGGAUACGGUUGUCGAGGUGGCAGAUGGGAGGGUACUCAAAUUCCUGAAGAACAGAUUUAAAGCUGGAGACGUUUCUGCGAGUGAAGCUGGACAGGCAAUUCUUGUGGCAUUCAACCAUCUAUCUGCUGAAACUGAAUUAGUAGAAAUGGCAAAGGAGUUCUUGACUAUCCCAUUUUGUAAGUCCCAUUUGAUGCUGUGGAACAUCGUGAUCCUUUCAUACAGUUCUCUUGUAUACAGAGUCUGUGAUCGUGUGAAUCCCUGCCCAGUCCUCACAGUACAGCCCCUACUUGAUAUGGCCACUAAUGGAUUGACUAAAGGCAUUGAUGAAGACAUGGUGAUUGCUCUGAAGGCCUUGGGAAAUGCUGGACAUCCAUUAAGUCUUAAAACCAUAAUGAAGUUCCUUCCUGGAUUCUCUGUCAAAGCUGAUAGCCUCCCAACUAGGGUUCAGAGUGUGGCUGUGCAAUCCCUCCGACACCUUGCCGUCAGAGAUCCACAUAAUGUCCAGGACAUUGCUCUGGCAAUAUUUGCACAAAAGACAGCUCCUACUGAAAUCCGAAUUCAAGCUUCUUUGAUCCUCCUGGAAACAAAGCCAUCUCUAGCACUGAUCUCCACAUUGACCGAGCUUCUGCUUCAGGAAACAGACCUUCAUGUCUCAAGCUUCAUUUACUCACAACUCAGAGCUAUCGCUAGGUCACGAAUUCCUGAUGAUCGUUACUUGUCAACUGUUUGUAACAUCGCAGUGAAAAUACUUUCACAGAGGUUUGGUCGACUAAGUUAUCGAUUUAGCAAGGCACUACGUUUCGACUGGUUCAGAGAUGACCUCUUAACAGGGACAUCCAGAACGCUGUAUUUGCUGAAAAGUGGUACAAGUGCCUUCCCCACAGAAAUCCAAUCUAAUGGAAAGCUUUACUUCAUUGGAAGAGUAUUUCAACUUCUUGAUCUUGGGGUUCGUGCAGAGGGUCUCAAAGAGUUAUUAGAAGACAGACCUGGCAUUUCCAAGGAUUUUAGUGUAACUGAUUUUGCAGCAGUCAUGAAAAUUCUCUCCGACUGGCAGUCCCUACCUAAAAAUAAACCUCUCUUAUCAGUAUUUGUGAGAUUCUUUGGUCAAGAGGUCUCGUUUUUCGAUUUUAAUCACGAUGUUGUUCAAAAAAUCCUAAAGUCGAUGAGCCUUACGGCAAAUAAAGACAAUACACUGUGGGAUCUCAUUCAACAACUACAAAAAGGAAUAUCAUGGCACUGGACUAAAUCAUUCCUUAUGAUUGAAACCCGAUUUGUUCAGCCGACCUGUCUUGGCCUUCCAGUCGAAAUCAGCAAAUAUUAUUCGACAUUAGCAGCUGUUACUAUAAAUGCGAAAGCUAACAUUGACCCAGCUCCAAAAGAAAACUUAUUCGAACUGAGAAAUACAGAUAUUUUUGUGGAAACAGAUGGAUUUGCUGGAGUGGCAAUGGAUUAUUUUCUUUUCCACGGGAUCAACACUGAUCUCUUUCAAGCUGGUGUCCAGCUGAAUGGCAAGACAACUGCGUCUCUGCCUUGGAAAGCUGGCUUAAAAAAGAAUGUAAAAGAGAGAAAUUACGAGAUCACAUUUCCUCCGUGCAAUAAAACCACAGAGUUCUUCCAACUCAAAUACAACGUAUACGUGGUGUCAAGAAAUAUCGACAGUCUAUCGUUGGCUAAAAUGACUCCUCUGUUACCAGAGCACAGAGAGCAACAAAGUUUCAUCAAGAAAGACACAUAUAGUUCCAGAGAGUAUCAGGUAGAACCAGUGAAGAUACGCCAAACAAAAUUGAAGUACUGUGCAGAAUUAAGCUCUUAUGGAGCCUCACUGUGCGCUGAAUUGGAAACCAAACGGGUCCAAAACAUUAAAGACUAUCCUCUUAACUACUUCUUGGGAUACACUCAUCUUGCAUGUCAACUUGAGCCAGUCAGGUCUGCUAGAUCAGUAGAAAAGAUUAAAUUCCAGAUCAGUGCUGGGCCUCGUAAACACAUUUCACACCAAAGUCAAAUGAUGAGUGUCAGCUGGGAAAAUGUCAAGGGCGCUGAGGUCACUCCCGAUCCUGCAAUCAUCGUGAAAGCACUGGCUCUCUGUCCUAAUGUAAAGCCACAGGGUUAUGAGGCCGCUGUGUAUUACACACCAGGUUCACAAAAGGAUGACGUUGAAAUCAUUAUAUCCGAGGCUGCUGAGGAGACGAACUGGAAAAUAUGUGUUGAUGCCAAUAUUGACAAGAUUCAAACAGGAGCAAAGACCCAUUUUAAAUGGGGUGCUGAGUGUCAGUCAUAUGAAAUCGCAGUGAAAAUUUCUGCAAAAGGAGAAUCAAAGCCCACAAUGAUCGCAGAAUUGACCUGGGGAGAUGUUCCUGCGUUAAUAAGGACAUUCGGCCAAAGAGUUCAGGAGUACUUCCCAGGUGCAUCCUACGCCUGGGGGUUCAGUCAGAAACAUGAACAAAAUACUGAACGUGAAGUUUCAGCUACACUUCUGGUUCCUGCUCAAGGAGGAUUUGAUCUUGAAGUCAAAAUUCCAGAGCUAACUGUGUAUCGCCAGGGAAUCUCCUCUCCAUUUGAUGAUACAGCGAUGUGUCUUGUAUAACCAUUCUUAGACAUUUUUACUGUACAUUGCACGUCGCUGAUUACAAGCCAGACGUUCCCAUGCCAAG
This is a messenger RNA of Silurus meridionalis, 3748 nucleotides long. It is a transcript of the gene vtg3, whose product is annotated as vitellogenin 3, phosvitinless. The coding region runs from base 1 to 3681 and encodes 1226 amino acids. Gene Ontology annotation, biological process: lipid transport. NCBI's taxonomy places the organism in Eukaryota, Metazoa, Chordata, Actinopteri, Siluriformes, Siluridae. Gene Ontology annotation, molecular function: lipid carrier activity. The transcript has 26 exons. The record is from RefSeq and is a predicted model, not a curated record.